Acaulospora colombiana is the source of this 1665-nucleotide messenger RNA. NCBI's taxonomy places the organism in Eukaryota, Fungi, Glomeromycota, Glomeromycetes, Diversisporales, Acaulosporaceae. The record is from the annotation of a GenBank genome assembly.
AUGGAAUUUUUGUCUCUAAACCGCACUAUCAUCACCGAAUCGCCACCAUUUACAAAAAAUUGGACAGGACUAAAUGGCACGUGGUUUAAACGAUUUGUGCAAGCAUCGGAAGAGCUGGGACCGGUAUCAACAGCUAUCGUGGAAGAGAAGGCAAGGGAAAAUGAGGGUGAAGAGAUUCAGGACGAAUUCAAACCACCAUCGAAAAGGCUCAAGAGGGAUGAACCAGAAAAGAUACCAGAGUCGACAAAAGAUCUUAAUGUUUGUGCCAUCCUUUCUCUACGUCCUCGUCACUUUGGAAAAACAUUAUUCCUCUCCACUUUGUCGUCUUAUUACGACAUAAAGAACAAAGAACAAUUCAAACAAAUCUUCGGCGAUUUAUACAUCGGAAAAAAACCAACACCAUUAGCAACAUCAUUUCUCAUCCUCGAACUCAAUUUUUCUAAACUUCGCACUAACGAAACAUAUGACAUCUUUAAUGCAAACUUUCAUACAAAUUUGAAUAUGCAUAUGUCAUUGUUUAUGAACCGAUAUCAACAAGAGUUGGGACGUUAUUCUCAAGUUAUUGAUGUAAAUGCAGAUGCUUUGGCAAAUUUCUUGAGGCUAACAAAAGCGGUGCAAUCAAGUGGUCACAAACUCUAUGUUUUCAUUGAUGAAUAUGACGCGAGUAUGAUUGAAGCUCUCAGAAACGAAACCAUCUUUCAAGAUCUCACCAAUAAUCACAAGGAAAGCGUCUUCAUUAAAAGCAAAAUCGUAUUAAUUGAAAGUUCGUUCAGACCAUUCUACGGUCUUUUGAAGACUGCUUGUGAUAAAGGCAUUGCCCGUGUUUUCCAAACUGGCGUAAUUCCCAUUGUUAUAUCGGGUUUUAAUAUUUCAGCGGAUCUUGCAUUAAGAGAAGAAUUUUGGGAUUUGUAUGGAUUCAAGAAAUCAGAUGUUGAACUUCUCUUGGACAAUGCUUUUGGAAAUGGCGAUAGUGAUGACACUUCAAUUAUCAUAAAAAAGCUUCUUCAUUUUCCUUCUGAUCCGCACACACUGCUCUCACAAGCAACAUUGAACUUGAUCAACAAUCCCCUCGGAAAAUCCAUUCUUACUGAAGCACUCAAUCGAUGUCUCGAAUCAAAAAAUGGUAUAGAACAACGAUUUCGACUUAUUGAACUUGCCGCCGAUCGCAUCCCGCUAUUAUCAUUCUUGUUUUAUACUGCAGAGUUUAUUGCAGAGGCACUUAAGAUUUAUGAUUGGAAAAAGGAGGAUUUAAUGUCUGUACGGGAAUGUUUUCAAAUUUUGGAGGGGGAAAACAACAUUGAACCACUCUGCCGAUUUGUAGAGCUAGCUUUACUCAAGCCAUUGAAGGACAAUAGUGUUAAACACGCAAAUGACGAGGCUUUAAGGCAGGCUUUUUUGGAUACUUUAAUUCUCACUCUUCACACAGACAUUGAACCAGAAUUUCUGGUGUAUUCUCAGAGUUCUAAUUUAGGUGAAAAAGCAAUUGAUCUAGUGAAGACAAGUACCAGAAGAAGGAUAGCAAUCGAAUUUGAUAACAUUAGGAUGGAAUACAUUAAAUUGGACGGAGCCCGAGGUAGCUGGCAGGAAGCAACCCAAGUGUCACGAUCGUUGGUGUCAAAAUCAGAGGAUGAAAUUUUAAGUUUUGAAAUUUUUUUGGUCUACUAG